CUAUGUGUGUGUGUUUUUAAAAAACGGUAAAGCAUUAUUUAAACCUAGAUAUAGAGGCGAAAGUGAAUUGAGUUAAACAACCACCUUCAGCGUGGUGAUAUUUCGAGAUCUCUAGGCCGUUUAGGAUUGUGAUACAGCACUUAGCUUACCAGAAUGGAACAAGAGCAGCAACAACUACGAAAUCUCCGCGAUUUCCUCCUUGUGUACAAUCGAAUGACGGAGAUCUGUUUCCAGCGAUGUACAAGCAACCUUAACUACAGGACUCUCACGAUGGAUGAGGAGCGCUGUGUGGACAGCUGCGCGGGGAAGCUGAUCCGCUCCAACCACCGGCUGAUGGGCACGUACGUGCAGCUGAUGCCCGGCAUCGUGCAGCGCCGCAUGCAGGAGAUGGAGGCCAAGGCCGCCGAGAUGGGCCUGUCGGCGGAGGAGGCGGUAUCCACGGCAACAGCCGCUUCGCCAGACGCAGCCGCGGCGGAAUCUUCGCCGGCAUUUGCUCCGCCCCCCGCAGGGCUGGUGGGAGAGAUGGCUCCGGUUAUAGAGCCUCCUACUGGUGGAGUAACUGAUUUUACACCAGGUAUAGCGCCUCCUACCGGUGGAGCAAUGGUAGAUAUUUCACCAGUUAUGGCACCUCUUUCUGGUGGAGUGACGGAUAUUGCACCAGUUAUAGCGCCAUUACCUGGCGGAGCCGUGCUAGAUAAUUCACCAGUUAUAGCGACACCUACAACAAUAGAUAUUCCUCCGGUUUUAGCACCACCUGCGGGUGGGGCGACGUUGGAUGUCCCGCCUAUUUGGGAGCCACCACCAGUGAUGGAACCGGCACAGAUUCCCCAAAUCCUGUCCCCGCCUCCUGGAGAAACCGGCCGAGAGUCUGCGUCUUUGUCCGAGACGCUGAGGUCCCUGCCGGACCUGACCGCCACCCCCCCUGUCCCGCCAAGUCCGCCCGGCAACGGCCUGUCCAAUCACGAGCCUCCACCUCAACCGCCAAGCCAGUGACCGGGAGACCGCCUGCUCCAGACCUGGGUUCAGAUAGAGUGCAUGUUUUGGAUUCAAAUGAUAAUUUGUUAUUUAGCUGACGCUUUUAUCCAAAGUGACUGACAGUUGAUUCGACUAAGCAGGGGACAAUCCCCCCUGGAGCAAUGCAGGGCCUUGCUCAAGGGCUGAACAACUGUGCAGAUCUUAUUGUGGCUACAGCGGGGCUUGAACCACCAACCUUCACAGUCUGCCCCAUACUUUUCUGCAUUUGACUAAGUUUGCCUGGUGUAUUGGAACAAGUGAAAUGAUCCCAAAAAGUGUAAACCCCGCCUGCUCCUCCUUGCAGGCUCAAAUGCGCCAGGCAAGAUCAGUAGAGCGCAGGAAACGGUGCCGUUCUAUAUAAACCCAGGUCUGGUGUGCUCAGAUGAUCUGUCCGUAAGACUGUGUGGAUAACGCAGUACUGAAGAGACUGGCACAGGAAGCUGUUCGGUCAGGAAACGUUACACUGCUGUAGUUGGGGACUCUGUGACAUGCUUGUCAACGUGAACUCUUCUCUCUUUUUUUUAAUUAAAGAUGACAUGGAAUUAUUGACA
Conger conger (European conger) is the source of this 1565-nucleotide messenger RNA. It is a transcript of the gene timm10b, whose product is annotated as translocase of inner mitochondrial membrane 10 homolog B (yeast). The coding region runs from base 154 to 993 and encodes 279 amino acids. Gene Ontology annotation, cellular component: mitochondrial intermembrane space chaperone complex. The record is from RefSeq and is a predicted model, not a curated record. The transcript has 3 exons. Lineage: Eukaryota; Metazoa; Chordata; Actinopteri; Anguilliformes; Congridae.